Messenger RNA from Loa loa (African eye worm), 339 nucleotides. RefSeq lists its product as hypothetical. NCBI's taxonomy places the organism in Eukaryota, Metazoa, Nematoda, Chromadorea, Rhabditida, Onchocercidae. The record is from RefSeq and is a predicted model, not a curated record. The transcript is spliced from 5 exons. Bases 1 to 339 code for a protein of 112 amino acids.
AUGGAACGGCAAUUCAAAAAUAACUAUCAUAAGAAGCUAUGGUCAAAUCAAUCUGUUUGCACUGUUUCACAUCAUUCUGUAUCUCGUAAAUGUCUAGGUAUUCAUCAUUACCUGAGUGCAUUCAACUUCCUGAUCCUUCUAAUCAGUGUUAGAGCUUACCUGAAUCGUAAUGACUUGACAAGUGAAAGAGACAGCAGCAAUAUGCCAUUUGUUAAUGUGAAGUAUUGCCCAACCAUGUCCCAUCAUCAGUCUGGUCGCAAUCUGCUACUUAUCUUUUCAAUAAAGGACCUCCUGAAUUUCAAUCACCUGUUACAAAGUGUUGAUGAGAUCGAAGAAUAG